ACGAUCGGAUCGGUCCACAAACCCAUCCCAAUCAGCAUGCUUCCCGGGCUGUUUGUACUGGCGGCCUGCCUGUGCGCCGUAACGCUGUCCUGGUACUGGAAGCAGCGGCUCCGCUGGGCCGACGGUAUUCCGCGCGCCCGUCCCACCCACCGGUGGCUGGGCAACGUGGGCGAUUUUCUCGGCAAAAGCCCGGGCGAGGUGUUUCUCGUGCUGGAUCGCCAUUUCCGGCAGCACGAUCGGCUGUUUACGCUGCGGUUCGGGUCGCAGCUCGCGAUCGGCAUCACCCAUCCGGAGCUGGUGCAGAAGGUGCUCACCCAUCCGGACUGCCAGGCCAAGCCGGACCUGUACAAGGUGGUCCGGCUGCCGAACGGUUUGCUGGCGGCCAAAUAUGAUGUGUGGAAGGUGCACCGGAAAACGCUCAACUCCACGUUCAACGCCCGCAUUCUGGAGAGCUUCGUGCCGAUCUUCAACGACUGCACGCAGCGGCUGGUGGGGCGGCUGGACCGGUACGCCCGCUCCGGCGACCGGUGCAACAUCCUCGAGUACAUCUCGGCCUGUACGCUCGAGAUGAUAAGCCGCACCUCGCUGGGCGGCAAGGUGCUGGAGCGUGAAGGUGCCGAACAGUUCAUCGCCAAUCUGGAGGUAGCACUCAAAACGAUUGGUGUACGAAUUUUCAACAUUUUCCUGCACAUUGACUUCAUCUAUCAGUUCACCGCGCUGUACCGGAAGGAGAUGCGAGCAAUCAACAUUUGCCAGCGUUUUACCAGCAAGAUAAUCCAGGCUAAGCGGGAAGAGAUCGGUCGUUUGUGUGAUGAAAAUAGCAACCGAAAGCUGGAACCCGAGCAGCAGCACCACUACCGAAAGCCGCAGAUUUUCAUCGACCAGCUAAUGAAGAUGCCACUGACCGAUCCGAGCGCACGGCACUUCUCCGACGAGGAAAUAUCGGACCACAUCUACACGAUGAUCGUAGCGGGUAAUGAGACAUCCGCAACGCAAUUAGCGCACACCUGUCUGCUGCUGGCAAUGCAUCCCCACAUCCAGACGAAAGCGUACGAAGAGGUGUCCGGGCUGGUCUUCUCGCCCGAUCAGGAGAUAACGAUCGAGCUGAUGAAAGAUCUGCACUAUCUCGAGUGCGUGCUGAAGGAGGCGAUGCGCCUGAUGCCGGUCGCACCCAUCGUUGGGCGGCAGAGCGUGGCCGAAAUCGUGCUGGACGGCCACCGCAUCCCGCCGGGUAGCGUGCUGCUCUUUCACUUCUACGCGCUGCACCGGCGGAAGGACGUUUGGGGCCCGACGGCCGACGAGUUCGAGCCGGGCCGGUUUCUGGCGGACGGGGGGCGCCAUCCGUACGCCCACCUGCCGUUCAGUGGGGGGCCGCGCGGCUGCAUCGGCUAUCGGUACGCGAUGAUGAGCCUGAAGACGCUGCUGGCCCAGCUGCUGCGGAACUACGAGCUGACGACGGAGCUGCGCUACGAGGACAUCCGGUACCAGUACCAGAUAUCGCUCAAUCUGGCCUUCCCGCACGCGGUGCAGCUGCGCCGGCGGGUGAAUUAGAUGCCAGGCCGAGCUGUCGAGUUAGUUAAAUAGUAAUAAAAGUCCACGC
Messenger RNA from Anopheles merus, 1600 nucleotides. RefSeq names its product probable cytochrome P450 313a4. The coding region runs from base 37 to 1551 and encodes 504 amino acids. Gene Ontology annotation, molecular function: heme binding; monooxygenase activity; oxidoreductase activity, acting on paired donors, with incorporation or reduction of molecular oxygen. The transcript has 5 exons. The record is from RefSeq and is a predicted model, not a curated record. Lineage: Eukaryota; Metazoa; Arthropoda; Insecta; Diptera; Culicidae.